Micromonas pusilla CCMP1545 is the source of this 1379-nucleotide messenger RNA. RefSeq lists its product as uncharacterized. The transcript has a single exon. Bases 1 to 1335 code for a protein of 444 amino acids. The record is from RefSeq and is a predicted model, not a curated record. Lineage: Eukaryota; Viridiplantae; Chlorophyta; Mamiellophyceae; Mamiellales; Mamiellaceae.
AUGAUGGACGACCCGGCGUCGGACGAGGACGACCGCGCGGAGUGCGCGGCCGCGAUCAUGGUGUGCCUGGACGCGGAGACUCUGAGGAAGAUGUCGCGGGAAUUCAUCGACGUCGGCGCGGAGCCGGACGUCGGGGAUUUGCAGCGGGAGAGUUUAUACGCGUUGCACACGAUGUUUAAGAGAGCCGCGCGAGUCGCGAAGGCGGCGGCGGAGGAGAAGGCUGCGGGAGGGAGCGCCGUCGUCGCGGAGGGGGUGGUGGAGAAGAAGCAGAAGAACAAGGUCGUCGCGAUGGAGGAAUCCGAGGAGGAGGAGGAGGAGUCCGAGGCGUCCGAGGAGGAGGAGGAUGCGUCCGAGGAGGAGGAGGAGGAGGAGUCCGAGGAGGAGGCGGCGGCGGAGGCGGAGGCGGACGACAGCUUCCACACCGCCGACGGAGAGGACGACGACGAGGAAGACGACGAGGAGGACGAUGACGACGACGACGAGAUGGACGAGGACGACGAGGAAGAAGAACCCGAAAGUGCCCCGUCCACGCGUCGACUCGGAGCGAAAGACGACGACGAAGACGCCACGGACGACUCCGACUCGGACUCGGACUCGGAAGAAGAAGAAGAAGAAGAGCUCGACGAGUUCGAAGAAGCGGACGAGUUCGAGGACGACGGCAUGGACGUCGACGUCGGCGAGGAGGUUGAGGACGAGGAGGAGGAGGAGGAGGAGGAGGACGACGACGACUCCGAGGAGGACUCCAUGGACGACACCUCGGACCAGGACGAGUCGAGCGAGGAGGAGUCGGAGGGCGACGUCAGCGGAAGCGAAUCCGACGGCGACGGCGGAGAAGCCGCGAUCGCCGCCGCGACCGCCGCCGCGGAGAGAAAGGCGCUGCGCAAGGCUGAGCGCUGGGCUGCCGCCGUCGGAUCCCCCGCGCCGGCGUCGAACUCGAAGCACGGCCACGGCGGCGGCGGCGGCGCGUCGGCGCUCGCCCGAAGAGCCGUCGGCGCCGUCGGCGGCUUGUUCGGCGGCGGGUCCGUGUCCGGGUCGGCCGCGGCGAUGGCGUCGCCGUCGCCGUCCAAGCGCGUGGCGUGGAACUUGAAGCGGAACACGCGGCACACGCCCACGGGGCCGCCGAACCCGGUCAAGGGCGCGAGCUUGAGAUCGCUGCUGUCGUCGACGCCGAAGAAGGGUCUGCUGCGGCCGAUUCACGCCGCCGCCGCCGCGGGAAUGGCGGCGCGCGCGGCGCCGGGGAGCGCGCCCGCGAAGAGCGCGAGAGGGAACGGCGGGCUCGGGGGGGGUAAGCAGGGGAAGGGGGGCGGGAACCGCCGCAAGAGCGGGUUCUUUUGACCGCCGCGACGCGUAGUUAGUGUAACAGACGCUCGCGUUCGCCU